Molecule: messenger RNA, 4010 nt
Organism: Salvelinus sp. IW2-2015
Lineage: Eukaryota; Metazoa; Chordata; Actinopteri; Salmoniformes; Salmonidae
Product: sodium/potassium/calcium exchanger 3
Biological process (GO): calcium ion transmembrane transport; intracellular calcium ion homeostasis
Cellular component (GO): plasma membrane
Molecular function (GO): calcium channel activity; calcium, potassium:sodium antiporter activity
Source: RefSeq, a predicted model, not a curated record
GACUUCACAACCAGAGUGGUAAUAGUGUCAAGGCAGAAAGACCGUACCGCUACCCAGCGCCUCAACUCUCGUGUUUGAACRGGAUUCUGCUGUCGCCGACCUUUCAAUCUGUCUACCGAUCUGAAGGCUGUAAGUGCUGUCAUCACUUCUGCAUCCACCCAGUCCUCUUGUGUAAUCUUGUGUGAUCUCAAGGCAUGGAUGUCACGGUGCGCCUUGGCAGGAUAAAAUAUUGUAAUCCGAAUUGAGUAGGCUACAGUCUGAGAGGAUAUAGCACUGGUUUACACAAUCAACUAACUUGACAUUCAAGUUGCAGAGGAAAGUGUAGCCUAGUGCAAUUAAGCUGUGAAAAGUGGAAACCGACCUGACCGUAACUGCAACGGAUAUGUUUUGACUGGUGAGGGUCCGAUUUCGGAAUGAAGGCGGCGGUACAGACAGGGAGACGGCGGCCCUUCCAGCGGUUCUGCUGCUGUGGAGUUGGGCUUCUCGCGGUCAUUUGGCUCGCACAGGUCGCGCACGUGACAGAGCCGGAGUCGUCCGGGUCUCAGCCAGAAGAGGGGGGUGUUUCAGUUCGUUCCAGACGCAGGCUGAUGCAGGAGGAGUGGACAGAAGACAACCAGACACUGGACCUUCCUAGACCAGCCAUCCAUGAGUUUCCAGAAGAUAUCUUCACCAAGGAGGAGCUGAAAGGAGGAGCAGUGCUGUUACAUGUGCUGUGUGCUAUAUACAUGUUCUACGCUCUUGCUAUUGUCUGUGAUGACUACUUUGUCCCUUCCCUGGAGAAAAUAUCAGAGAACCUGCAGCUCAGUGAGGAUGUGGCAGGGGCAACCUUCAUGGCUGCAGGAAGCUCAGCACCAGAGCUCUUCACCUCUCUCAUUGGUGUGUUCAUCACUAAAGGAGACGUGGGGGUCGGCACCAUCGUGGGUUCAGCUGUCUUCAACAUCCUGGUCAUCAUUGGUGUUUGUGGCAUCUUUGCGGGCCAGACGGUGGUUCUGACGUGGUGGUCUCUGUUCAGGGACUCCACCUACUACAUCUUCUCUGUGCUGGCUCUCAUCAUGGUUAUAUACGAUGCAAAAGUUGUCUGGUGGGAGGCCGUGCUCCUAAUGACCAUGUAUGGAGUUUACAUUCUUAUCAUGAAGUUCAACUCCCAGAUCAGGGGAUGUGUGCAACGUCGGUUUGGGGGCCRGGGUCAGUGCUGCCUUGUCAGUGAGGGACUCAGAGACGAGGAGAUGYCAGAGGACGGACUCACCUGUAACACCAACAUGGUGCUGCUCAGGAAAGGACAACCCCAGGGUCAGGAGUCUCCUCCGGUGGUGAUGGUGGACGAGCUCCUGAUCCUCAACCCCCACCAGCUGUCCUUCUCCGAGGCCGGCCUGCGCAUAAUGAUCAGCCCCCACUUCUCCCCUCGCACCAGGCUCACCAUGGCAGGCCGUGUGCUCAUCAGUGAGAGACAGAGAUUGAUCAGGAGUCCCAACAGCCAGCUGGACGGGGAGGCCAGCCCAGCGGCAGGGGGCACCCCUCUAAAGGGGUUGGGCUCUGGAGGUCUGGAGAAUGGGGGCAGUGUGGAGAAGCAGACCCCUGACAGGGCCAGGGUAGGGGAUGCAGGGGCAGAGAAGCCAGGAGCGGAGGGCUGUCACACUGAGGAAGAGGAGGAUGAUGAUGAUGGGCCAUUCAGGCCUCUGCAUUGGCCAGGGGGUUGCUGUGCGCGGGUCAAGUGGCUGAUCUCGUGGCCCCUGGGCCUGCUGCUGUACUGCACUGUGCCUAACUGUGUGUACCCACGCUGGCACCGCUGGUUCAUGGUCACCUUCGUGGCCUCCACCCUGUGGAUAGCCAUCUUCUCCUACCUCAUGGUGUGGAUGGUCACCAUCAUCAGCUACACACUAGACAUCCCAGACUACAUCAUGGGCAUCACCUUCCUGGCAGCGGGCACCAGUGUGCCAGACUGCAUGGCCAGCCUCAUUGUAGCUCGGCAAGGUAUGGGGGACAUGGCGGUGUCUAACUCCAUUGGCAGUAAUAUCUUUGACAUCCUGUUGGGGCUGGGUUUUCCCUGGGCUCUGCGCACUCUGGUGGUGGACAACGGAUCAUUGGUCUACAUCAAUAACAAGGGCCUGGUGUAUUCUGUCGUCCUGCUGCUGGCCUCUGUCUUCCUCACAGUCAUGAGUGUCCAUCUGAACCACUGGAAGCUGGACCGCCGUCUGGGCCUGGGGCUGAUAUUACUCUAUGCCAUCUUCCUGCUCUGCUCCAUCUUCUUUGGGCAGAUGUGAGGCUGACGCUGGGGUCGAAGGUCAACCCUGAUUUACCUUCCUGUCAGCUGCCACAUCCAGGAGUCCUCUGUCUCCCUGAGAUACUCUGUCCUAAAGCCAAAAAAAACAGCCUCAGCUACAUCGUGCUACAGUUAACAUGUGAUGUUCCACAAACAGGAUAUCCUUGGGUGACAUUGUACACAAAUACACACACACGUUUUACUAUCCUUGUGGGGACCUAAAAUUUUCCCUAACCCUUGCCCUAAUCCUAAAUAGCCUUUGUCCACAAGGGAGAAUUUUCCUUGUGGGGACUUCCGGAUAGUCUCAGUCUCUCUCUCUCAGUCUCUCUCUCUCUCAGUCUCUCUCUCUCAGUCUCUCUCUCUCUGUCUCUCAGUGGUGACUCUUGGGGAUUUUAAGGUCCCCUCAAGGAUAGAAGAACCUACUCACAUGCACACACACACACACACGCACACACACAGCAGUCUUUUCUAUAGCACAAACCUUUUUCUUCCGAAGUUUGGUGUUUUAAUACGUAGCAACACCUAAUGUUCAGCAGUGACCAAUGGAAAAAUAAUACAGUAGACUAAUCCUCGUUUCUUGACCUUACGUUUGGAACGCCCGUGUUUGUUUUCAAUGUAUGACCUAGCUGACAUUACCUUGUUGUGUGGUGAUACAGUGUACAUUUGUGCAAAUGUUUAUCAGUGCUGGGGUACAGUGGAGCAUAGAACUGUCAGUAAGGUACUAUGAAUGAAGCAAUAAGAAAAAUGGACGUUGUUAACGUGUCAUAGACUUAUAAUAGAAGAAGUAUUCGUAAGAGAUGCAGAUUAUGUGACUAGAAUUUGUAAAGUGACUGACCGAGUUCCUCCAAAGAGGAUUCAUUAAUCAUGUUUUGCCUCACAACAUGUACUGUUACAAACUAAGUAAAUAAUAGGCUAACGUGAAAUCUACGAUUUUAGCAUUUUUAGAAGUGUUAUUACUAUUGACUACAUGUUUCUAUGAGUGUCACAACCUUUGAUAUCAUGCGUACGGGUCUGUUGUAAUAGUUCACUACGUUUAGGGACGAUCAGUGUUUGUAUUACUGUACAAUGAUUAUUAGGUCUACAAGACCCUACUUUUUACUGUUUCUAAAUGUUUACUAAAUAUUUUACAUAGUUUUACAAAAAAUUUAUGUCAGACAGACUAGAUUUGUGGUGUUUUUGAUAUAAGCACUAAAUAACAUAUUCUUCCCAUGAUAUUUGUGAGAAUAUCAUAUACUGUAACUGAAAAAUGAAGUAUAUUUUUGUCACUUUGUAAAGUGAUACUAAAUAAGACUGACACUUCAGAUCAGCACAGUCCACCUAUAUCUGAUGAAAGGAGAAUGAGGUUAUAUUGAAUUGUAUCACUUUCUAAGCCACUAUUCUAUUUAAGCCAGCUAAGAUCCUUUUUAGCACUGAACCGCCUUGAUUUAGUAUCUUUAUUUAUUAUUUCCAAGAGAUUUUAUAUAUUUCUUUUGUCAAGUGCUUGUGAUUACAAUACUUUAUACUAUUUUGCAGAGCAAACCAUUUUCUCAAAAACGUAUAGGUAUUUAUUUACAGCAUGAAUAUGAUUUCCUGAAAUAAUUUAGAUUUCAGAUCAGAUCAAAUGACUCAAACUUUUUGCCAAAUGAAAGGACUGCAGAAUACAUUCUUUAUGUGAUCGAACUAUUGCACUGAACGAAAACAUAAAUGCAACAUGCAACAAUUUCAAAGAAUGUACUGAGUUACAGUUUAUAUAAGGAAAUUGAAAUAAAUU